Molecule: messenger RNA, 2157 nt
Organism: Cyclospora cayetanensis
Lineage: Eukaryota; Apicomplexa; Conoidasida; Eucoccidiorida; Eimeriidae
Exons: 7
Coding region: 1-2157 (718 amino acids)
Molecular function (GO): calcium ion binding
Source: RefSeq, a predicted model, not a curated record
AUGGAUGAGGCCAGGGGCCCCCCAAGGGGCCCCCAAACAGGUGGGCAGUCCCUAACGGGGUCUUCCUUUUCGAAGCUUACACGCCUGGUGACGCGUCAGAGCGCAAAGAUAACAGACAAGAUCGCCAAAGCCGCGUCUAACGACGCUCUCCAUGGAGCUGCAGUGUCUGCCACUGCACUGCAGCAACGCGGCUUCCCUUAUAGCAGCAGCACGUCUUUCGACGCCUCGGAAUAUCCUUCCUCUUUCGACGAAUCCCUCCAAAGGAUGCCCCCUCACCUCCUGCCCCCCCCUCCCCCACCUAUCCCGCCUCCCCCCCCGCUCCCUGCAGAACUGCUGAGUGCCACUCGCGCUGGUGCGCAUUUGACGGAGGCAAUAUCUCGCGGCAAUUUUGGAGGGGCACAUAAGGCUCCCUUCCCGCCUUCUGCGAAGACCGAAGACGCCCCCUUGUACCCCUCCCUGCCCACGGAUUUGCCUGGGAGCUAUGCCUCGUUACAGCAACCCUGCGUUACAGCGGCUGCUGCUGCUAUUCGUCAAACGGUGGAGGAUAGCUCCACGCCUGCUGCUGCAGCGCCUGCUGCUGCAGCGCCUUACGAUCCUUCAGCGCCUUACGAUCCUUACGACGCGUGGCAGACGCAGCUGCAAGGGCGAUCCCAGCAGCAGGAGUGUCGGCAGUCCUUCUGCCUGAAAAAUCCACUGGAUGCGCCUCCACAGCGAGCUAGGCCUCUCACGGAUGCUCCUCCACGUUCAAUCGAAUCGCGAAGCCUCAUGGAGCACCAGCAGCAGCAAGAGAAGCACCACCAGCACCACCAGCAACAGCAGCACCAGCAGCACCAGCAGCAACAGCACGAAGUGCGUCAGCGUGAGGACGUGGAGGAUCAAAAGAAUCGUCUUACAGGAGGUUUUAAGACUUACACAGCUCGCACUGGCGCUGCGAUGGAGGCCCAUGGGGAGCAUGUUCCCGAAGAAGAAGACCUCGUCGGGAACGAGCACCUGCAGCAAACGCCCCUCGAGCACCAGGCUAGCCUGCUGGGUGCUAUGGGGGCGGCACUUGGGCGUGUUGUCGACAGAUUCAUCAAGCCUCUUGACGGGAAAAGGCCUCUUGGUGCGCCCUGGCGUGAUGCGUCUUCUGAAGUUUCCUCGGAAGAAAGCCGCAGCCACAGUGAGGAGGAGGAGGAAGCAGCGAGUGCGGGGUACAGCGAAGCUGGGGGAGCCAGUUCGCCGAUGUCGAGGCAACGGCCGUCCCACCGAGGAAAGACAAGGCACUGCAAGGAAAAGGAACCCUCAGAAGAAGAGGAGCCUCGGAGCGGAGCUGCCGUAGUUCUUUCAAACUUGGGGGAGACUGCCAGGGCGCUGCUGCAAGUUGCCGCUGCAGCGCCUGUUGCUGCAGCAGCAGCAGCUGCUGCUGCGGUAGAGGCAGCAGCUGCAGCGGGAGAAGGCAGCGAAGGGGAGGACGACGCGCUCUACUUGCGAAAUGCCGAGGCAACAGCUGCAAAGCGGCAGGCAGCUGCAGCAUCGGCGGAAGUUGCCUUAAACAAAUCGGGAGAAGCAGUGGAAGAAGAAGGCUCUCCAGACGCCUCUGGGAACGGUCUGUCCGUUGCUUCCGCAUCGGGCUCAUCCCCGCUCGCCGAAGGGGGGAACCCCCUCGCUCUCCGCCAUCGUCAGGAAGAAUUGUUUAAGGAGUGGAGGCCGUUCGGUUGUCUCUGGAGAGAAAUGCUCAAGGAAGACUGCUGCGUAGAACCCGUGCAGUCUCUUCAAGCCUUGUACGACGCUUUCGCCACUUCCACACCCGAAGAGGGCAUGAAGCGGAGCGAGUUUCUGAAUCUUUUCAAGGCUUUUCCACGGUGCCUCCCGCAGCGCGAACACCAAGACUUCCUGUUCGACGCUAUCGACAGGAAGCAGAAUGGCACACUCCCUUUCAAAGAUUUUCGAUGGGGAAUUUAUUGUUGCGGUCCGUCUGUACAACAGGACCUCACCAAGGCCAGAGGUCGCUUGCGUCUGCAGCUCUUGUACCGCGCUUACGAUGUCGAUAAUGACGGCCUUUUGAAUCGCGAGGAGUUGCAGUGUCUCCUUUGCCACCUCCACGCUGUUAGCACGCAUCCUGCGGAUCGCGCCCUCUCGGAGGAACAAGCCAAAGCAAGAGCAGCCGUAAGGCGAUAG